AUGUCCGCAAUCACCACACCCGAACAUCUUGAAAACGUCGAACCACUGCAGUCACCUCUUGGUAGACAUAUAAUACAACCGGGAGCUCACCUCUUGAUCCGAUUGCCGUCGAAAGAGGUCCGUCAAGUUCGCCUGGAUAAGGAACCUGGAGAGAAAACCAUCAACUUUGGCAAGUUCGGAAGUCUUAAACAAAAAUACCUUGUAGGGCAGCCAUUCGGAUUGACUUAUGAGAUUCAACAAGAUAAAAGCUUGCUCGUGCAACCACCUCAACGCUUGGAAGAGCUCGAGGAUACUGGUGCCACAAACGAGCAGAUUGUGGACCGUGGCGAGUUUGUACAACCGCUGACUGCGGCAGAGAUUGAGCUGCUAAAGAAGUCUGGUUUACAUGCUUCAGAAAUCAUCAAAAGGCAGAUUGAGACGCACGUAAACUACGAGCUCAAAACGGAGUACAGCAAGGACAAGUAUCGAAAACGCAAGGAGGCAAAAUUUGCAAAGCAGAUUACCGUCUUACAACCGUCGUUGUUCAAUGUGGCCUCCUACUUGUUUGACAAAGAUCCUGUCAAGAUCCAAUACUUGCGAGUAGAUACCCUGGGCCAAAUCGCAAACCUUGCAAACCUUCGACCGGGAGGAAAAUUCAUCGUCAUCGACUCUAUAGGCGGACUUCUCGUCGCAACAGCACUAGAACGACUUGGAGGCGAAGGAACGGUUCUCUAUAUCACGGAAGCCGACUCUCCGCCACAAUUUCCUAUAAUAGAUCUGCUAAACAUGCCUGAAGAACACACGACCAUCUUGAAAUAUCUCGACUGGGCCUCCGUUGAUGAGGAGCACGAUCCUAUUCGUGCGCCAAUAGAACCCGAAGGCGAAUAUCGAUCAGAGGGCCAAAAAGGGCGAUACGAGAAACGAAGGCAAAUUAUAGAGGCUUACGAAAGGCUGCGUGAAGAACUCUUCGCCGGUGAAUGGGACGGUUUACUAAUUGCCUCACAAUAUGAGCCUUUCUCAAUUGUCCAGUGCCUUACUCCCUACCUGGCUGGCUCAGCAUCCAUCACUGUUUACUCGCAAUAUCUACCAAUCCUUACAGAACUCCAAAGCAAGAUGCGACCCCUACCUGCCUACCUCAACCCAUCCAUCACAGAGGCGUGGCUGCGGCAAUAUCAAGUCCUCCCUGGUCGAACACAUCCCUUGAUGAACAUGACAGGAAGUGGGGGAUACAUAUUACACGCUACACACGUCUACGAUGACAAGAAGGCACUUUCCGCGUUGGCAGGCUUUCGGCAGAGGCUCAAACAGAGAAGGAGGGCCAAAGAAGGUGCGGGAUCCUCUGAAGGAGACCAAGGGCAUAUGCAAGAAGACGUUGAUAUGGAAGACACAAAUUCAACAUCGUAA
Messenger RNA from Serendipita indica DSM 11827, 1383 nucleotides. The record is from the annotation of a GenBank genome assembly. Lineage: Eukaryota; Fungi; Basidiomycota; Agaricomycetes; Sebacinales; Serendipitaceae.